AUGUUUUCUUUUUUCUUAUUUUUCAUCUCGAUUAUUAUAUCAUUAUCCAAAGCCGAUAAUCCGGAACUGGGUACAAUCAUCUUCGCCAACAUCCUGUACAGACAUGGAGUUAAAACUCCUGAGGUAUCUUACCCGAAUGACCCUUGGAAGAAUGAGUCCCUCUGGCCUGUGCCAUUCGGGGAGCUGACUAAUUUGGGGAAGCAGCAGCUCUUGGAACUCGGCAAAUGGUUCAGGGCCAGAUAUAACCAGAUGUUGCCCCGGAAGUAUUCCCCGUACGAUAUAUACGUGAGAAGUACAGAUGUAGAUCGCACGUUAAUGUCAGCCCAAGUUAAUCUUGCCGGUCUUUACCCACCAGUGGAUGACCAGGUCUUCGAUGAUGAGCUUAAGUGGAUGCCAAUACCUGUACACACAACUCCGGAGAAAGAGGAUAAUGUCUUGGCUGGAGAAAAGUACUGUGCUAGGUAUUCACUUGAGUUGAAACGAUUGACCGCUUCACCGGUAAUCCAAAACAUUCUGCAAGAUAAUCGAGAGUUGCUUGAUUAUCUCACCAAAAUGACGGGGAAGACGAUCAAUUUUUCUGAUGUAUUCGUUCACAUUUACGACAGUUUAUUUAUUCAGCGUCUUUAUAACAAAACUUUACCAGCAUGGACCAGCUCUGUUUAUCCGGAUAAAAUGCAGCCAAUGGUGAAUUUUGCGUUUACGGCAUAUGCACAUACUAAAAUUCUGCAGAGAUUAAGAACGGGAUUACUAAUGAAAGAAAUGGUGACGCACAUGAUCCAGAAAUCAAAAAGCUCUCUCGUACCCGACAGAAAGUUGUUCAUGUACGCAGCACAUGACGUAACAGUUGCGAAUCUCCUCAUGACUUUAGGGGUCUUCGACCCCCAUCGACCACCCUUCGCAGCAACCGUCCUUAUGGAAUUGAGGCUGAAUUCGAAGAAGCAACAUGUUGUAACGAUCUCGUACAAGAAUUCAUCAGCAGAACCGACUCUACUGACCCUACCAGGAUGCACUCCAGCCUGUCCUCUCUCUCAAUUUGUGAAUUUAACCAAAGACGUAAUCCCAGAAGACUGGGACAAAGAGUGCUCAAUACCACGACAUUCGUCCUCCACUAAUGGCAUCGAGAGUUCCUCAUGUCUGAUCUCACAAGAGAGUUACACUUUUUUUCAACAACCAGCUAUCACUGCAACUUGUCGUAUCAUGAACCAUGAAUCGUCCGAGGAAUUGAAAACAAAUUAUAAAAAAGACCCCAAUGCUGCUAAGCAGAAUACAUCCUGGGACGAACCACAAAAAUCCCAACAUGUUUCACGAAAGAGUGAUUGGAUUAAUCGUGGAAAUUGCAAGAGAACCAACACCACGAGUAAAGCUAUGAACCCUGUUGGAUGUGAUGAACUACCUCACCUCCCUACAACUACCAAGUCUCGAGGGAGAUUGAAACUUUUCCAACAAAAGAAUGAAAAUUCUACGAUCAAGAGAGUAGUUUAUGACUCACAGAAGAAAGACCCACCAGAUAUGAUUAUCGACUUGAACAGUGAUGAGGUAUUGGCAGUCGCCACUGAUCCAGCAAAAUACUCCCUACUUUUAUCUCAACUUCCAAGUGAAAUGAACCAAUCCCUUCAAAAACUAAAAGUGGGUAAAGUCAACAGAGAUGACAAGAGUACGCGGAAGAUUGCUUCUAAUGAAGACGCCAAUUUAGCAAAGGUCGGGGAUGAUGCUAAUUCUCAAUUGAGAUCGAAAAAACGGUUGAGACUUGGAAAAUCACCACCCUCCAUCAUAUUAGUUGAAUCCUUUUCAGAUACAGAUGAUCGUGCUGUAAAAGAUCGACAUCAAGAGCCAUUGAAUAUGCCUAAGGUGAAAAAAGUACGCUACGAGGGCCAUGACAGGUUUCUUACCAGACAAUCGCCGCAAGCGAGUACAAGUAAUAAUUAUCAGCGCGUACAUGUGCAAACUGAUCAUUUUCAUAACGAGAAGAAACAAAGUGCACAAUCAAUAUGUAUAGAAAAUGACACAAAUUCUGAUGAGGAUGUUCGUAUGAAUGAUUUGUCGGCUCCCAUCAUCUAUUGA
Diachasma alloeum is the source of this 2061-nucleotide messenger RNA. RefSeq lists its product as uncharacterized. The coding region runs from base 1 to 2061 and encodes 686 amino acids. Gene Ontology annotation, molecular function: phosphatase activity. The record is from RefSeq and is a predicted model, not a curated record. Gene Ontology annotation, biological process: dephosphorylation. The transcript has 6 exons. NCBI's taxonomy places the organism in Eukaryota, Metazoa, Arthropoda, Insecta, Hymenoptera, Braconidae.